Brettanomyces bruxellensis is the source of this 1314-nucleotide messenger RNA. RefSeq lists its product as uncharacterized. The coding region runs from base 1 to 1314 and encodes 437 amino acids. The record is from RefSeq and is a predicted model, not a curated record. Gene Ontology annotation, biological process: purine nucleotide biosynthetic process; ribonucleoside monophosphate biosynthetic process; 5-phosphoribose 1-diphosphate biosynthetic process. The transcript has a single exon. NCBI's taxonomy places the organism in Eukaryota, Fungi, Ascomycota, Pichiomycetes, Pichiales, Pichiaceae. Gene Ontology annotation, cellular component: cytoplasm; ribose phosphate diphosphokinase complex. Gene Ontology annotation, molecular function: ribose phosphate diphosphokinase activity; magnesium ion binding.
AUGAGAGAUAUUGUUGUUUUUUCUGGGUCCUCUAAUCGAGGCUUGGCCGAAAGAAUUUGUGACAACUUGGGACUUCUACCGGGUGAAAUUGAGUUAAAGAAGUUUGCAAAUGGUGAAACUUCUGUGCGAUUAUGCGAUUCUGUCAGAGAGAAAGAUGUGUUUAUUAUUCAAUCAGGAUCUGGUAAAGUUAAUGAUAACCUAAUGGAACUUUUGCUUACCGUUUCUGCUUGUAAAAUGGCAUCCGCUAAAAGAAUCACAGUGAUAUGCCCAUUAUUCUUCUAUUCACGUCAACCAGAGUCACCAGCUAGCAAGAAGGGUAUUUCAUUCAUUUCAAAAAAGGAUAAGCAUGAAUUUUUGCACUCUACUUCAUCAGUUCCAUGCUGCGCUUCAGAUUCGUUUAAACUUCACAACGGUGUUUCGGUCAAGUCAGUCUUAGAUCAUAAUGCUACUACAUGUGAAGAUAUCUCCGAACAACACAGGCAUCAUCCUUAUAAGACUUGGGUUGCCCAAUCUGGAACUCUCAUAGCUGAUUUACUGGUUGGUGCUGGCGCAGAUCAUAUUGUUACAAUGGAUUUGCACGAUCCUCAAUUCCAGGGAUUCUUUGAUAUUCCCGUGGACAAUUUGUUUUCUAAACCACUGGUCCAGCACUACAUUGUGAAUUAUGUUCAAAACUAUAAAGACUGUGUUAUUGUUUCCCCAGAUGCUGGUGGAGCAAAGAGAGCUGCUGCAAUUGCUGACUCGUUAAGUAUGCAAUUCGCUCUUAUCCACAAAGAGAGACAUCAAAGAUCCACUGAGAAACCAGUUACCGCGAUAGGGCUGGGAUCUUGCGCUUUGGCUCCUACUGCCUCUACUGACAAUCUCAUUAUAACUUCCGCUAAUGAUGGUCAAUCAGUUGCUUCUACUAUUGAUGAUUCUUCUAACAUCAGUUGUGCAGGGGAGAAUGUAGUCGCUACAACUAUGCUCGUCGGUGAUGUGCAAAACAAGACCUGCAUAAUAGUAGAUGAUUUAAUUGAUACUGGUGCUACUGCUAUGCGUGCAGCUCGUUUACUUAAGGAACAGGGAUGUUCAUAUGUAUAUGUUAUCGUCACACACGGUAUAUUUAGUGACGCAGCCUUGGAGAAAGUUAGGGCAUGCGAUGCUAUUGAUCAAUUUGUUACUACAAACACAGUUGAGCAACGCUCACAUAUUAAGCAAUACGGAACGGCUGACGGAAAAGGAUUGGAAGUUUUGGAUGUGUCCCGUAUUUUUUCAGAAGCUAUUAGAAGGAUCAAUAAUGGUGAAUCCAUUUCAUUGAUAUAUGAUCAAGGAUGGUAA